GUUGAGAGUGAAGACCAGAGGCAAUUCCAAUCCAUGGUCGGGAGCCUACUCUACGCUGCUGUGCAUACUCGGCCUGACAUCAGCUUUGCUGUGGGACAGCUGGCUCGAGUAGUGCAAAAUCCAACAGAAGAGCAGUGUGGUGCAGCGGAGAGAGUGGUGCGCUACCUCAAGUCAUACCCUACAGUGGGAGUACAGUAUUCAGCCUCUGCUCAACUCAGGCAAAAAGGAGUUGAAGUCCUUCAAGAGAAGGGGGAGCAGCUCGGAGAAGGAAAGGUGUUCCUUUCCUGUUUUGCUGAUGCCACGUGGGCUUCUGAGCAUGAGGAUUCAUCAUCAGUUGGUGGAUACAUCUGCAUGGUGGGAGGUGGGCCUGUAAGUUGGAGGUCCAAGAAGCAGUCUGAGACGGCACUAUCUUCAGUGGAAUCUGAGUACAUGGCGAUGUUUCAUGCGGCAAAAGAAAUCAUCUGGCUAAGGAGGCUCUUGAAGGAGAUCGGCCAUGAACAGACUUGUGCGACACCUCUGUUCAGUGAUAGCAAGGGAGCCAUUGCCAUGGCACGCAAUGCAGUUCUUCAUGGGUUGAACAAGCACAUGAGGAUCAAGUGGCAUUGGCUGCGGAAGGAGGUGAAGCUUGGGACACUCGAUCCGAUCUACGUGAAAACUCAGCAACAGCCAGCCGACUUCCUUACCAAGCGGCUAGCUGAAGAGCCACACUGGUGCUGUGCGAGGAUGGCGGGAAUGUCCUUGAACUAGAGACGGCGAAACAAGCCGACAGUCUGAGGGGGAAUGUGCUAGGAUUGUGCAUGACAUCGAGCACAUUCCAACGAGCCAAGAAUUGUUGGAAUCGGAACACAUA
This is a messenger RNA of Closterium sp. NIES-67, 850 nucleotides long. Lineage: Eukaryota; Viridiplantae; Streptophyta; Zygnematophyceae; Desmidiales; Closteriaceae. The record is from the annotation of a GenBank genome assembly.